Messenger RNA from Ciona intestinalis (vase tunicate), 1664 nucleotides. Lineage: Eukaryota; Metazoa; Chordata; Ascidiacea; Phlebobranchia; Cionidae. The record is from RefSeq and is a predicted model, not a curated record.
UAUGUGGUUUAGGUUUAUGCAGUAGAUCAAUGUGAUAUAACUGGAUGCAAAAGGAUACGAUUACAUAAUUUUAUUUGGCUCGAAACAGCACAAAGAUUGCAUAUGAAAGGGGUCUUGUUAAAUCAAUUUAAUAAACUUGAGCCAAAUAAUCAAGGCCAAGCAUGUUCCUUACCUGUUGCAAGAAGUGGUCAUCGCUGUGUGGCAGAUGACAAUAAUUUGUGGGUGUUUGGUGGAUAUAACCCUGAUAUUCGAAUUAUAAAUGGACAGCCAUCUGAUGGAUUACUCAGGGAGCUGUGGAAAUUUAAUUUAACAACAAAAGUUUGGAAACAACUGCCAUUACAUGAGAACAUGCCAGCUGAAGUAGCAUCUCAUGCAGUGUUCCGUCAUGGUAAGCAUAUGCUGGUGUUUGGUGGAACUGGUUUUCCAUUUGGUGAAACCAGUAGCAACAAGCUCUCUGUUUGUCAUUUGCCCACUGGACAGUGGAGAUUACUCAAUUGUAAUGGAUCUGUUCCUGACCCAGUAUAUGGACAGGCCAUUGCAGUUGUAGAUUCUGACCUUUAUGUUUAUGGUGGCACAGCGGGUCGCAUUUAUAACUCAGACGUUCAUAAGUUGAAUUUAAAUGAAUUAACUUGGAGCAGUUUAAAACCAAACAAUCCACCAGAAGACUUACCAUUUGAGAGGUAUCGACAUGAAAUUGCUGUGUAUGAUGGGAAACUAUAUGUGUUAGGUGGUGGUACCUCAACCCAAGUCUUCCCUUUGUUGUAUGUACAUGUUUACUCAAUAACUAAUAAUACAUGGACUACUGUGCGCACAGAAAAAAGACCAGAUUCAGACACUACUGUUCCUAAACCAAGAAGGUGCCAUAGUUGUGUACAGUUUGGUGAUAAAGCCUUUAUUUGUGGAGGGUAUAAUGGUAGGACAAUUUAUGGUGACCUAUGGCAGUUGCAUCUGCCUAGUCUUGUUUGGACAAAAAUCGCAGACAUGCCAGAACCGGUGUUUUUCCAUUCUGCAGCAAUUACACCAGAGGGUUGCAUGUUGGUCACAGGUGGUAAUAUAUGUAUCACUCCAACCAUAAGAACCAAUUCAAGCUACAGUAUCUGGCUUACUGUUCCUUCCUUACAAACACUGUGUUGGAAUAAGCUGAUUGAGACCAUGCCACAGUUGCUUUCCAUGACAAAAAAGCAACUUCUCGAAUUGGGAAUAAAUGAACAUUUUGUUAAGAAACUGGAAUGUGCAGUUGGUGCCUGAAAUUCAAAUGGGAGUGCCUUGCUAUUAAUGUUUUUUAAGUUAUAGUUUUGUCCUUUUUAGUUAAUAUGCAUCAUUUACUUCUUUUCCUGUUUUUGUUUUUACCAUUUUUUUUGUUAUCAUGAAUUUCUUUUACGACAGCCAACCGCAAUUUGCAAUUUUUAUUUGACAUUAAAAAGUAAAUUACAGCAUAAUGAUGAUUGGAUAAACAUUUAUUGUUUUUGGUCAAUAGAAGAAGCAGCUGCAAUUGCUCUAGUUUGUGAAGUGCUGUGCGCGUUAUUUUUAUCAAUACUAUCAAUUGAUGCACUUUCAUUCGUGUUGUUUAUCUCAUUUUCAUCGUUAUUACUCGCUUCUUUCUUUUCCUCAGUUGGCCGAUAAAUGUCUUUAUGCUCACUAAUACAUUCUUCCCAUUUGGUGAA